AUGAAUAAAACAUUUAAUGAAAAUAAUAUUCUUAGUUCAGAUGCUAUGACUAUUUCUUUAAAUACAUAUUUAGAUAAUGAUUAUAAGAAAUUGAUUACAACAGAACAAUUAAAUAAAUUGACAACAAUAUUCAAUCAUUCACCGUUAGAAAAUCAUUCUAUUAUUAAUAGACCUAUAUGUGAUAAAGCUUAUGAACAUAAGACUUAUGAUACAAUAGAUUUGGAUAAUGUUAUGAAAAUAUUUCAAGAGCAAUACUUUAAUCAAUUUACAAAUAACAAUACUUGGAUAUUAUCAAUAAUAAAUGAAAUGAAAAAUAAUUCAGUUAAUAACCAUCAAUUAGAAACUUGUCAAAGUAUAUUAAAUCAUAUAAGUUUAGAACAAGUUCAAACAGGUGAACGAGGAGACAUCUGUUUAUCAGAUCAUUUAAAAUUAAACUUACAGAAGAAUCUAACAAACAAUUGUAAUAACACUAAAGACUUAUCAACAAAUUUCGUAACAAAUUUAUACACAAAAUUAAAUUCUAAACCAAUAAAGCAUAAAAAUAAAACAAAAGAAAUUUUAUACAAAUUCAAUGAAAUGACUUCGGAUAAAAGAAUGAAACAGAAGGAAGAAGAAGAAGUAGUAGUAGAAGUAGAAAAACAAUCCUGUCAAACAUCGCUAUUAAAUAAUGAAUUACAACAUUCAGAACAUUAUAAUUAUCAAGUAAAGAAUAAUAUUAAUAAUAAUAUUGAGAGUGAUGGAUAUGUUGGAGGAAAUAAGAUUGUUUCUGAUAAAUUGUGUAAUGAAAAGAUUAAUGUUUCCAUAUCUGGAACUCAAUCAAACAUUUAUGUAAAUGACAUAGAUGAUAGUGAUAAUCAGUAUGAUAAUGAUGAUGAGGUGGAGGAUACCGAUGAUGAUGAUGAUGAUGAAGAAGAAGAAGAAGAGGAUGAAAAUGAUAGUAAUGAAAAUGACGGUAAUAAACGCCGACGGCGAACACGAACUAAUUUUUCAGGACAACAGUUGACUGAAUUAGAAUUAGUCUUCCGUGUUAGUCAUUAUCCAAGUAUGAUUGUGCGAGAAGAGUUGGCACAACGUUUAGGUUUACCAGAAUCCCGUAUUCAAGUUUGGUUUCAAAAUAGAAGGGCUAAAUGGCGCAAACGAGAACAUACACGGAAAGGACCUGGAAGGCCAGCUCAUAAUGCUCAACUUCUUACAUGUUCAGGUGAACCAAUCGAUCCAAAUGAAUUGCUUAAACGGGAAGCAAGUCGCCUGGAAACAAGAAGACGAAAAAUGAUGGAGAAACGAAUACAAUCUCUAAAAAAGAAGCAAACAGUAGUUAGACAAAAUCAUACCUCUAAACUUGUUUCAUCUAAAACAACGCAGAAAAAUCCCAAAUCCUUAAAUUUUCAGCACAAUGAUUGCGAAAAUUCCAUCUCAAAUAAUAAGCUACAAUUGGAUUUAACACCAUCUACAAAAUAUAUCGAAGAAUUCAAGCAAAAUCUAAUAUUUCCAAACAUCACUACUUCAGAAAAUUGCUUGAAUUUAUCUUCUGAAUUUCAAUCCCUUUACAGACAUUCCAAUAUAAGAUCUAAUAAUAGUAUCCCUGUACAUCUUCAUUCAAUUUGGUCUAACAUACAAUCUAACUAUUCAACAGAAGAUGCUAACUUGUGGAACAGUCAACUUCAAACUGAUAAUUCGAUUACCAAUCACUGUGCAAAUUUUUCAAGACAAUCUCUUAUUCACCAAAAUAUUAAUAAAAUCCAAAAAACCCAAAACAAAACCUUAAACAGUUGCUUUAAUAAUAAUACUACUACUACUAAUAAUAAUAAUAACAUAAAUUUAAGUAAAUCUACUGAUUCACCUUUCAGUAUUGAAUGUAUUUUAUCAUCAACAUCAUCACUAUCCCAUUAG
This is a messenger RNA of Schistosoma margrebowiei, 1890 nucleotides long. The record is from the annotation of a GenBank genome assembly. NCBI's taxonomy places the organism in Eukaryota, Metazoa, Platyhelminthes, Trematoda, Strigeidida, Schistosomatidae.